AUGGGCUUUUUGAAAGAUGUGGAAACCUUCCUCCUGCCCGCUGAUAUACUUGCCGACGAAGGCAUUCCUUCGGUUUCAAUUGCAUGGCUGGACAACCCGUCAGGUAAUACACAAUGUCAUACCAUCACCAAGGGUCGAGAAAAUACAGAAACUAUAUAUCAAGCAUGCAGCAUAUCAAAAGCCAUCACAGCUCUUGCUGUUGCGAAACUCGUCGACCAAGGAAGGUUGACAUACGACACUAAAGUUGUCGACCAUAUCCCACAAAGCAUACUUGAAAGUAUUGGAUCUGAGUACUUGAUGGUGGGUGUCACCGUCGGUAGGCUCCUCAGCCACACAUCUGGUCUAUCAGGCCAUGGUUUCCAUGGUUAUCUCGGCGAAGACCUGCCCACCUACGAGGACAUCUUUGCUGGACGGGCGCCAGCAAACAAUCAACGCCUAAGAUUUUCGAGCUUUCCGGGAAGUGAAAUGAGGUACUCUGGUGGCGGCUACACUCUCUUGCAGGUCUUCCUCGAAAAGUUCACAGGAACGAACUUUGCAUACUUCAUGCGGCAAACAGUCCUCGAGCCUUUGGGAAUGAAUCGCAGUGUGUUCGGAGACCUAUCUUACCAGGAGAAAAACUAUGCCCAAGCACAUUUCACAGCACACACACUCGGCACAACAGGACGAGGUUACCACAGAUUCGCAGAGCUGGCAGCUGCAGGACUGUGGUCGACGCCCUCAGAUCUUUUGAAAGCAACCUCCGCCAUUCAAGCCUCCCUCUAUUCCGGCGUUCCUGGUUCGCCUCGAACUUUUCUCUCCCAGGAGACCGCCCGCGCGAUGCUCACCAAAGCGCAUCCCAACCCUCCCGAACCCACCCGCCAAACAGCCAUGGGCUGGUUCAUCGACUCCACCUUCUUCGCUCACGCAGGCGCCAAUGAACCGGGCUAUACCUGCUACCUUCUCGCCAACCACUCCACCACCCMACAAACCUCUCCCUUCAGUCUCGCAAUAAUGACAAACUCCACUCUAGGCUUCCCCAUGAUAAAAAAACUGAUAGCUGCCAUAUUCGCUAUGAGACGAGUUUCCUUCUAUCCAAACCUCCCAGGUGGAAUCUCCAGUAUGUCAGACUUUGUUCCCCUGACAGCGCCUGAGAGUAUUCGUGUAGCGGGAUGGGAGAGGUGGGCCGGACAUUGGGGAGACGACUGGGAGAUCUACGAGGAUGAUGGCUUGCCGAUGGUCGCCUGGGAUGGGUCAGAGAUGCCGCAUAGAUUGAUUCAYGCCGCUUCGGAGAGUCCUGUGGUAGAGGGGGUGCUAGGUUUCAUUUUCAAAAUCGAAGGGGUCGAGAUGGGCAUCAGGUUGGUUCCUGGUGUUGGUGGGACGAAGUGGAUUGAAAUAAUAGGGGAUUCUGUCAAGGUUUUGGAGAGAUCUAGAGCGUAUACGAUAGAGCCGUAA
Messenger RNA from Ramularia collo-cygni, 1431 nucleotides. RefSeq lists its product as uncharacterized. The record is from RefSeq and is a predicted model, not a curated record. The transcript has a single exon. NCBI's taxonomy places the organism in Eukaryota, Fungi, Ascomycota, Dothideomycetes, Mycosphaerellales, Mycosphaerellaceae. The coding region runs from base 1 to 1431 and encodes 476 amino acids.